GGUGAUUUCGAUCCUGCCUUUGUUCAGGCUUUGGCUGUUCAAUCAUGGAGUUUGUAUGCCCGAAUCCACAGAUUGGGAAUCAGAGGGCUUCAGGUCGAUGAUUAUCUCAUGAUGCUUGCUGGAGGUUUAUAUACAGCUCUGAUCGUAUGCUUGAACGUUAUUUCAGGAGGAGGUGGCAGCAAUCUAUACCUCCCAGAAGAGUUCUCAACCUUCACACCACUGGACAUCCAAGAACGAAUCAAGGGAUCCAAGAUUGUCAUUGUUUCGGAACAGGCAAUGCUGAACGUCAUCUACACGAUCAAAGCCUGCAUGUUAAUCAUGUAUUCUCGCCUCACCCUCGGCCUUCAAGUUCAAAAGAUGGUCUUUUACCUCGCCAUAUACGUAGCUAUAGGCUGGGCCUCCACCGAAAUCGCCUUCUUCACAGCCUGUCGACCUUUCGUUGGCUACUGGGCCAUGCCACCUCCAAAUCCCCAAUGCACAACCCUCCAACACUACGCCAUCGUCCAAGCCUGUUUCAACAUCUCCUCCGACACACUCAUGCUCUUCAUUCCUCUCCCCCUCAUCACCAGACUCAACAUGCCCCUGAAGCAAAAAGCCGUCCUGAUGCUCAUCUUCUCCAUGGGAAUAUUCGUCAUCCUCGCCGCCAUCCUCACGAAAGUCUUCAACCUGUCGAACAUCUGGGAUCCUUCAUACAUGUUGUGGUACACGCGCGAAGCGUCCGUGGCGGUUUAUGUUUCGAAUCUGCCGAUGAUAUGGCCGUUGUUGAGAGAGUGGUUCCCGAUGCUGAGAAGCAUGACG
Messenger RNA from Mollisia scopiformis, 798 nucleotides. RefSeq lists its product as uncharacterized. The annotation marks the transcript as partial. The record is from RefSeq and is a predicted model, not a curated record. Lineage: Eukaryota; Fungi; Ascomycota; Leotiomycetes; Helotiales; Mollisiaceae. The transcript is spliced from 4 exons.